AUGUACGACGUGUGCGAGUACGGUGGCGUCAACUACUGGUCCGAAUUCGACAUGACACUACCUGUCGCAUACCGUCGGUACCUGGCGCCGACCAACAUCCAGCUGCUGCCCCAGGAGAUCGAGGACGAGACGGAGGAUGGCUACGCGCUGUCCAGGACGCCCAAGUCCAAGCACAACGAGGAGUCGAGCUCGGACACGUCCCAUGACGAGGUGAUGGUGGCCGUGCCGCGCCGCGAGAAGAACUUCAUGCCCGCGUCUAUGACGUUCACGGACUUCGGUACAAACGUUCACGAAUUGUUGCUGUUCUAUGUCAGUUAA
Molecule: messenger RNA, 318 nt
Organism: Phytophthora sojae
Lineage: Eukaryota; Oomycota; Peronosporomycetes; Peronosporales; Peronosporaceae
Exons: 3
Coding region: 1-318 (105 amino acids)
Source: RefSeq, a predicted model, not a curated record